Messenger RNA from Ictidomys tridecemlineatus (thirteen-lined ground squirrel), 2100 nucleotides. It is a transcript of the gene Elf5, whose product is annotated as E74 like ETS transcription factor 5. Gene Ontology annotation, molecular function: sequence-specific DNA binding; DNA-binding transcription factor activity, RNA polymerase II-specific. Gene Ontology annotation, cellular component: nucleus. The record is from RefSeq and is a predicted model, not a curated record. Gene Ontology annotation, biological process: regulation of transcription by RNA polymerase II; cell differentiation. NCBI's taxonomy places the organism in Eukaryota, Metazoa, Chordata, Mammalia, Rodentia, Sciuridae.
ACUUAUAUCACAAGGCUACAGGUGCCUUUUUUCCGCCGUCUGCUGGUGCCGGGAGCGCCUGCCUUCGCUUGUCUCUGGACCUACAACCGCUGUCCUCACGGUGAUGUUGGACUCGGUGACACACAGCACCUUCCUGCCCAACACGUCCUUCUGCGACCCCCUGAUGUCGUGGACUGAUCUGUUCAGCAAUGAAGAGUAUUAUCCUGCCUUUGAGCAUCAAACAGCCUGUGACUCCUACUGGACAUCAGUCCCCCCUGAAUACUGGACUAAGCGCCACGUCUGGGAAUGGCUCCAGUUCUGCUGUGACCAGUACAAGUUGGACGCCAACUGCAUCUCCUUCUGCCACUUCAACAUCAGUGGCCUGCAGCUGUGCAGCAUGACACAGGAGGAGUUUGUGGAGGCCGCUGGCAUCUGUGGGGAGUACCUGUACUUCAUCCUCCAGAACAUCCGCACACAAGGUUACUCCUUUUUCAACGACACUGAAGAGACCAAGGCCACCAUCAAAGACUAUGCUGAUUCCAACUGCUUGAAAACAAGUGGCAUCAAAAGCCAAGAGUGUCACAGUCACAGUCGAACAAGCCUCCAAAGUUCUCAUCUCUGGGAAUUUGUGCGAGACUUGCUGCUAUCUCCUGAAGAAAACUGUGGCAUUCUGGAAUGGGAAGACAGGGAACAAGGUAUUUUUCGGGUUGUUAAAUCAGAAGCCCUGGCAAAGAUGUGGGGACAAAGGAAGAAAAACGACAGAAUGACAUACGAAAAGUUGAGCAGAGCUCUAAGAUACUACUAUAAAACAGGGAUUUUGGAGCGGGUUGACCGAAGGUUAGUGUACAAAUUUGGAAAAAAUGCACACGGAUGGCAAGAGGACAAACUGUGAUCUGCUCCGGGCAUUAAGCUCAUCGGAUGGAUUUCUCUUUUGAAACAAUCAAGAUUGCAAUAGACAUUUGAAAGUCUUUUUUUUUUCUUUUUUAACCUGCAAAUGUGCUGAUGAAAUUUCUCCACACCUCAGCUUACCCACUUGGGGUGUUGGCAGGAAGGGGCGAUGAUGCCCUUUCGCCAAAGGGCAUGAGACAAAACUAUUUCCCUAAUCGAGUGUCACAGAACCACAAUAGCUAAUGUCAUUGGUGCUGCUCAGAGAGAAGGAUCUAAUUCUGCCAUUUGAGACACACCCACCUUUCAUUCCAAAGCUUCCCGUGGUCUCCGGUGGUUAACUGUAGCAGCUCACAAAGGAAAAAAAAAAUGAAAUUAUGUUUAGUUCUGUAGCUUAUCGUAGGAGAGAAUGAGCUGUAAGACAUACGUACUUUAGAUUUUAAAUCAUUAAAGUCCAAUUCUGCAGAAAAGUAUCUGAACAAAAGAGUUAACCCAUUAAGAUGGAACAUAAUUGGAUUUAGCAUAGGUUAGUCAUAAAUUUCUUAACCAGAGAUCUUCUUGACCAUUCAGCAAAACUCCAUGGCCCACCUUCUGAAGUGACAACACUUCAAAUUAGCCACAAUAUUCAUUGUGACUGAGAUCAUCCCCCCUCUCAUCCUGACCAGUGGCAGGCAUCAGAUAUGCAAAGAGUUAGUCGACAGACACUUGCAUCAAUUUCUAAAUCACUGCUGUUUCUUGAUUCAAGUGGUCAACUCAGUAAAAUCAUAGCUCAUUGAUUCUGUCUGUGGUCAAGACAUUAUUCAACCUUUAUAGAGCUGGAUAUGUCCCAAAACCUCUAAUGGCCAAUUAAGUGGUCUCUUUUGUUUCAUCUUCUUACCUGGUAUGUACUCAAGUACUAAAAUAUAUUUCCUUGAAAAAAAUAGCAACAGUGAAUUGACACCAAUAAAUGUUCACGGGUUAAAAUCUGCACUGACAGUUUCUCAUCAUUCACUGGUAUGUCAGUCGUGACCUACAACUAAGUGAACUGCACCUAGGACUUCCACUUCACCACAACUGGGAUCAUCAAGCGAUGAGGCACUGAUCCACGACCCAGGCUGCAGACCUCCAUGCUCAGUUUAACUUCAAAAGUAACUUGUUCUAAAAAAUGUGAAUUACUGUAAGAUAAUCUAUUUUUGGAUUCAUGUGUUUUCCAGGUGGAUAUAGUUUGUAAACAAUGUGAAUAAAAUAUUUAACAUA